CACAUGACUGCUGACUGUAUGCCUGCUGCGCUUCGCAGCACUUCGUUGGCAGUGUGGUCCUAACUGUGAAUUAGUCAUGGGUGUGUUUUAGGCGUAUCAUUCAAUAAGCCAAUCAGAGUGUCACCUCUCAUUCCCUUUAAAAGAGGCGCGAUUGGAGCGCAUGGCGGAGAGCUAGUUAGAUGGCGGGCCUACCAACUGGAAAGAGUGAGCGUUUUACAGCUGAGGAGACGGAUCUCCUCGUGCGGGAGGUGAAGGCCCGUCAGAACCAGAUCUACGGGGACAGCAGACAGGCACCCAAGCUCCCCGAGGUAAAGCAGGCGUGGGAAGAAGUGGCGGCGAUCGUUUCCUCGUCUUCUGGUAUCACCAGAACCGUGACACAAUGCCGCAAACGGUAUAAUGAUGUCAGAAGACGGGGGAAACAGAGGGUCGCCGCCCACCGACACCAGCAGCAUGCCACAGGAGGAGGCCCACCCAACACCACCGACGAUCUGACGCCAGCGGAGGACAUCGCCGCCUCUACCCUGAGUGUGGAGAGCAUUGAGGGCUUUGGGGGACUACAGGUUGGCGUCCAAGCUCCGCUGGCUGAUGAUCCAGGGGCUGGACCCAGCUGCCAGGAGCAGGCGGCUGUUGUGGGGGAGGAGGAGACCGCACCUGCACCUCCGACGAGACGGAGACGGAGGCAGCUCGCCCGGUCUGAGGACCACCCAUUCGUGGAGGUCCAGCGAGGAGGCUUCACCAUGCUCGAGCGGGAACUGGGUGGCCUCAGGCGGAGUGUUGGGCGCCUAAACACCCGCCUGAGCCGUGUUGAAGGCCUGCUGCGGCCCCUUGGUCGCAUAGCCGAUAGUUUGGACAGGCUCGCUGGAGCAGCUGAGCGCCUGCUUCAGCGAGGAACACCGCCAGAUUCUCCUCCUCCUCCUCCUCCUCCUCCGAUCAGCGUCAGCAGCACGUUGGAUGACGCUUCUGAGAAAGGCAGGGCUCAGUCGAAACUGUCAAGCAGAGCACAGCUGUCAGGACUGCCGCGGAGCUCCCCAAGGUGCUGAUCCUGCAGCUAGGACCUGUUCAGCGUUUUCUCCCCCACCCACGUUUGUUAAUUGUUUUCACUUGUUUCCUAGAACUGUGUUCUGCCUCUUAUUUGCAUGUGUGUCCUCUCUACACUCAGAUAACAAUAUAAUAUAAUGUAGCCUAGUAUAACAUGUUAAAACAAAUGCAAUGUGUGGGCUUUGGUUUUCAAUCAAAAAAAUCAGUUUGCUUACCAGGCUACAGAUGACGCAGCUCUUCUGCCAGCUGAUCUCUCCUUGCCCGUGCCGCUGCUGGCGUAUUUGGGUUAAUUGGCAAAGGCACAUGCAGUUCAGCCUCACGCCUUCUUAAGUCCUGUACUGUGUCCUCAUUUUGAUCCAAGAGACAUCCAUGGCAUAUGGCAAUGUUAUGCAACACACAACAUGCCACGAAGAAUUCUCCGACCUUCUGAGGGCUGUAUUGUAAUGUACCACCUGACUUAUCCAAACAUCUGAAGCACAUUUUUAGCAUUCCAAACGUUCGUUCUAUUACACUGCAUGCUUUUGUGUGUUUUCGGUUGAACGACAAUGCACGCAGUGUUGUAGGCAUGAUAUACGGUGUAAUCAUCCAUGUCUUUAAUGGAUAGCCGUUGUCCCCUAACCCCUCCAGGGGGGGAUCCCCCUGGAAGACUGCAUGACAGAGUUGGCUAGUAUGAAGGAGUCAUGGCUUGACCCAGGAUAAUUAGCGAAUACAUGUAUAACUUUACAGGCUGCAUCGCAGAUCACCUGGACAUUUAUGGAAUGGGUUCCCUUAUGGUUGAUGUAAAUCACAGCAUUCUGUGUUGGGGCCCGUAGUUGCACAUGGGUCCAAUCAAUUGCACCCAGGACCCCAGGGAACCCAAACCUCACCCAGAACUCCUGUUUAACUCGAUUUUGGCUGUCAGGUGUCAUGGGGAACUGAAUAAAUUCACUGGCAUGUCGGAGUAGGCCUGAUGUGACUGCAUGUAUGGCCGAACUUAUGGCAGGUUGGGAUAUGCCUCCAAUUGAACUCAGCGGAUGCUGAAAUGACCCACUUGCAAAGAAAUAUAGCGCAGCAGUGACUUUUACAGCAACAGGGAGGGUAUAGGGAGUGUUGGAAUGCGUCUCCAGAUCAGCUGACAGGAGAUGGCAUAUUUCCGUCACAGCCUGGCGAGAGAGACGAACUUGUUUUUUUGUUUGUUUGUUUUUAAAGAUAUUUUUCUGGGCAUUUUUGCCUUUAGUUGACAGGAUUAAUUACAGUCUAGCGUGAAAGGGGGAGAGAGAGAGGGAGUGACAUGCAGCAAAGGGCCACAGGCCGGACUCGAACCUUGGGCUGCUGCGGCAACAGCUUUGUACAUGGGGCGCCCGCUCUAUCCACUAAGCCACUGACGCCCCAACAGACUUGUUUAACAGCGAAAUACUGCGCUGUUGACUUUAGACCAGGUUUUUGUUGGUCACUGGCGCAUUUGCUUUUUAUGUCAUCUAACUAGCAACACGCCAUGACUGCGCCUGACCACUCCUCAUUUUUAGACCAACACACCCAGAGAAGCGCAAGUUCAUUUGCUAGUUAGACGACGAGGACGCAGGGCAUGAAAAUGACAACUGCGCCUGCAUCUAAAUAGCAAUGACACUUGCAACAUGGAUUAUGCGCCCUCCGCCGUCCACUUUAGACCAUCUAAAUAGGGCCCUUAGAGUUGGUUUGAGAUUCACCAGGCGUCUUUCUUUGUUGCUCCGACCAGCUGUUUUAGUAUAAAGGGCAAGGAAGUCUGCGUAUGUGGUUGGGUUACACAAAAUCUGGACUUUCACAGGAGACUGCAGUUUGUGUCCUGUGUGAAAGUCAACCAAGUUAUUUUAGUAUCAACAUAGCAUAGAAUGCAAGUAUGUCUAGCAUACUGUGCUAGUGACGUAUGCCACGUAAUGUUACGUCAGUGAUUAACAUAUUUAUUUUACACUAAAUAUAAUAAUGUAAAUAAUAAUACUGCAUUUAACAAGUAUAAAAGUGCAUUCAUACUUGUGUGUCAGCUCUAUGCAGAGCCUACGUUGUAGCCUAUGCUGUAGCCUACACACGCAAAUUGGCUUCAUUAUAAUUUGCAGGAUUCACAGACAAAACACUUGUCUUUUGCUGGCCACAUUCCCCACAAAUACAACAUGCUAAUGCUAUUAGCACAAUCCUAUGGAAUUUUACAUUGUAUAAAUUAGCCUAGCCGCUAAUGAAGUUUUCCUCUACUCAUAUGAAGCCAAGAAAAACAGCAACAUUUAACAAAGGUAACGUUACAAAAUUCGGCUCCAUUACAGCUCAAUAGGUUCACCAACAAAACAACUGUCUUUUACUAAACAUGUUUUCCAAACAAAUACAACAUGCUAACAUUAUUAGCACAAGCCUAUGGCAUUUCAUAUUGUAUAAAUUAGCCUAGCAACUAGCGGAGAUUUCCUCUACUCAUAUGAAGCCAGGAUAAAUCUCCCACAAGACUUAAAAUGCUAUUUUGUGGGGGCUUUAUUGUCUUCACCAUUAAUUGUUUCUUAUCUAUGAAAUAAAAGUAAAUUAAAGGUUUGUUUCCAGAGAAAUGGCUCUCAGCUUACAAAAAUAGACAGGAGGUCUGCCUUGCCAUGAUGUGUAGUUACAUUUCUGGGGAGAUGCAUGUCAGACUACGGUGUAGUCUCUGCGUUGGCGCAGCAUGUUCUAAAUAUUGAAGGACGAUGUGUCCCCAGCAUCCCCUCAAAAAUCUUUGCCUAUGAAUGAAGGGUUGAGUUGAUCUGACAGGGCUGUGGGGGUACAUCUGACAAAAAACACUGCAGUACUGUGUACAUUGCACCAACAACCUCCUCACAGGUCUCACAGUCAUCAACAUGUUACCUAAACAUUGGCAAACAAGUUGGAGACAAAUCCAAACAGAUUUAACUAUAGCAUAUAGAAAUCUUUAUUUAGCCUGUCCAGAAACCAGACUCCUCCCCUUCAAAGUGAAUUUGAAAUGACUUUCGGACAGACAUAACAAAUCAAUGUGGCUGCCUGUGAUGCUGAAUGCACCACCUCCUCUCUCACCCUGUUAACAGCAGUAAAGAGUGUGGAGGCAGCCAGUCGCCCAGAGGCUACAGAAUGCUGCUUUAUUUAUUAUUAGAUUACUUAUUUGAAAGUGGUUCCCUUCCUGGGCCUCAGCCGUGUGGUCCAUCAUCUGUAACAACCUCCUCCUCAUCAUCACAACAUGCCUUCAAAACCUCCAUGCACACUGGAGGAUAAGGGAAAGGGCAUGUGUCAAAAAGCAUCGCACCAAACUGCAAUGCAUGUCAAACUCACAUUCCCUUUUUCACCAUGUCUGCUUAUUGUGUGUCUACAGGGUUGGAAUUUUCCACAGCAAAGCAAAGUCAGUAUCAAUGUUCAUAUCUCAGAUUUCAGCAUGUGAAUGCACCAUUGCUAAAAUGAGUUUGCAUAUACAGCUGCUCUACUAUGUAGAGAUAGGACAGUUUAAACAAGAAUAAAGAUGGGUGAAUUGUCUUAAUUAGCAUAUUCUAUCAUGUUUGUUUAAUCCAUAAUAAUAGUGAUCAAAGGGUACAGAUGACACUGGCCCAAGGCCAUGGGGGCCCAUGCAAAGGUCAAUGGUUGACCCUUAAAUGGAAUCAAGUAGCAACGAUUUACUUACUGACUUAUAUCACUGACUGCUAUAUGCUAAAUACAGUUUUGUUAUCAUUUAAACACAUUUUAAAUUGUACUUUGAUAGCCCACCUCCUGCAGUUAUUGUGAAAAUGUUAUGUCCAGUUUCGACUGUACCAGGUAUGACAACCAGAAGCCGAAUGUGGCAAAGGUGAGGUGCCAGGCAGACAGGCAAAUGAAACCUGCUGUAAUGGGCUCAGUUUUAAAGCUAGAGUGAAUAUGCUGGUAUCAUAUGAAAACAGACGACCUAAGGCAUCCAUUGGUACUAACUGGAGAUGCACAGUAUUGGAUUUUUUGCCAACAUCCAAUAUGCUGAUAUACAACAACUCAUUUAGCUAAAAACCGAUACUGAUACUGAUAUCGAUAUCAAUAUCAAUUAUCAAUAUCAAUAUAUCGAUAUAUUAUGGAAAAUUAUGCAACUUGAUUCCCCGAAUCCUCUGACUGAAUAUACCUCUUGUAUGCUUGUACCCCGGUUUAUCCUUAUUUCUAUAUGUAUUUUCAUUCAUGUAGGCCUACUUAUGUAAUACCCUUGUUUAACACCAUGUAGCCUAUUUGUGUUUGCAUUGUGUAGCAUUGUUAUUUCAUUGUCUGAUUUAUAUGCAUUGAUAAAGAAAAUUUCCUUUAAAAUUCGAAAAGCUCCGAGGACAAUAAUAAUUCACAGCCUUUUGUUUUCGCAGGGUGUUGUUUUACUUUGUGGUGUUUUAAGGAAUUUGUAAAACAGCCCUGACAAAGACCUGCAGUGGUUGAAACAUGUUGGCUCUUUUAAUGAUUUAGCCAUUACAAUAAAGGC
Messenger RNA from Epinephelus moara (kelp grouper), 5449 nucleotides. RefSeq names its product myb-related transcription factor, partner of profilin-like. The transcript is spliced from 4 exons. Bases 180 to 1040 code for a protein of 286 amino acids. Gene Ontology annotation, cellular component: nucleus. The record is from RefSeq and is a predicted model, not a curated record. Gene Ontology annotation, biological process: regulation of transcription by RNA polymerase II. Gene Ontology annotation, molecular function: RNA polymerase II cis-regulatory region sequence-specific DNA binding; DNA-binding transcription factor activity, RNA polymerase II-specific. Lineage: Eukaryota; Metazoa; Chordata; Actinopteri; Perciformes; Serranidae.